CAAAAAGCGGAGAGACAGAGAGAGGAAAAGUCUGGUGCCAUGUCUGCCAAUACCGCAUGGGGUAGCUCGGAGGAAAGCACCAUCGUCGACUGACUUCGUGCGGAGUGGUUGAUGCCUAAUAAUUUGCCCCUCUCUCUCUCUCCCUCCGCGACGACGAUGAUGAUGCUGAGGGUCUUGUCCAGGUAACCGGGAAUCGUCGCAGCCUGAGUUCUAAGUUCAGCAAGAGGAUGGGGAGCCAGGCAAAGUUGUUGAGGAGCUUCACCAGGGUAGAACCUAAGACUCUGAGUUUUGUCAUCUUCGCGGGAUGCUUUCUCAUCUCCAUGGCCCUUCUUGCGGUGUCUGCCGGCUCUCUUGUCUCUCUUCCAAGUCUGAGUUCGUGGCUGUCAGCUCACACGACUCCUCCUGUCUCUGGGGCCCAAGAAAAUCCCGGUCCUCAUCACCCACAUCCAGAAGUUGGAACCGACAGAAAUGAGGAGCCACAGAGAAAGCCCUUGUGCGAUACGUCGGACCGAAGAGCAGAUAUUUGUGACAUGGAGGGCGAUGUCAGGGUCCGUGCUACCUCCUCAUCCGUCUUCUUUGUUACUUCCUCGGAUCGGAACGCUUCGGAACUCCAGCAAUCAUGGCGGAUCAAGCCUCAUCCUCGGAAGGGAGACCAUGCUGCAUUAUCUCGUCUCACCGAAUUGUCUGUAGGUUACUUGACUACUCACCAAGAAGAUGUUCCCAAAUGCGACGUCAAGAGCUCGGUUCCGGCCAUCAUCUUUGCGACCGGAGGUUACAUGGGCAACUUCUUCCACGAAACCACCGAUCUGGUCGUCCCCCUAUAUAUAACAUCGCAUAAAUUCGAUGGGGAAGUUCAGUUUCUGAUAAGUGACAUGCUCCCGUGGUGGAUCGCCAAAUACGAACAACUACUGAAGAAGCUUUCUCGUUAUGAGAUCAUCGAUUUCAACAGGGAUCCUCUGGUUCGUUGUUAUCCUCGAGUCAUAGUGGGCAUCACGUUCCACAAGGACAUGAGCAUCGAUCCUGCAAGAUCUGGUGGUGUCACCAUGUUUGACUUUGGGCGAUUUAUAAGGAGCGCCUACUCGCUGGAGCGGGAGACAGCGAUCGUGCUGGGGGAAAAGCAAGAGGAGAAGAAGAAGCCAAGACUCGUAAUUAUCGCGAGGAAGAGCACAAGAAAAUUCAGCAACGUCGAUGAGAUCGCUCGAAUGGCAGAAUGGCAGGGCUUCGAACCUGUGAUAGCGGAGAUCAAGAAGAACCAAAGUUUGGGGGAAUUUGCGCGCGUAGUGAACUCAUGUGAUGCUAUGAUGGGAGUGCACGGCGCCGGGCUCACCAAUCUUAUAUUCCUUCCCACCAAUGCGGUAGUAAUUCAAGUCGUUCCUCUGGGUGGAUUGGAGACGUACUGUUGGUCCGACUACGGAGUGCCGGCGUUGGAGAUGAAGAUGAGGUACUUGCAAUACAGCAUCAGUGUCACGGAGAGCUCGCUGGUGGACAGGUACGGCAUUACCGAUCCGGCGAUCACAAAUCCGCAAGCCAUUCUGGCUCAGAAGGAUGGUUGGCGGAAUUGGACCUCUAUAUACUUCUUCAAUCAAGAUGUAAGGCUUGACGUGAGCAGAUUCAGUAGCAUUCUCGUACAUGCUCGCCAGCUUCUUCAUCGGUAGGAAGACUGUUUACUC
Molecule: messenger RNA, 1670 nt
Organism: Musa acuminata subsp. malaccensis (wild Malaysian banana)
Lineage: Eukaryota; Viridiplantae; Streptophyta; Magnoliopsida; Zingiberales; Musaceae
Source: RefSeq, a predicted model, not a curated record